AUGGCGCCUCAAUACAUCUCUCCUGCAUCAUCUUCCCUUUCUCCCUCUUCCCUACCUCAAUCACCAGGCAUGUGCGACAUCCUCUCGCCUUUCAUCAUGCUCUACGGCCAUCCUGCUGACGCCUUCUGGUGCUUCGAGUGCCUCUUCUCCCGCAUUCGCCACAACUUUGUGCUGGAGGGGCCGGUGGGCAUCCUGCGGCAGCUAGCAGUUCUACGAGACGUGGUGGCGCUGGUGGACCCAGAGCUGGCCUCCCACCUGGAGGAGCUGGGCGCCGAUAACUUCAUGUUCGCCUUCCGCAUGCUGCUCGUGCUCUUCCGGAGGGAAUUACCACUCGUGGAUGUGAUCGUCAUGUGGGAGAUGAUGUGGGCGGCGGAUUUCGACUCACGCAUGGCCUCUGUGCUCCUCCACCACCCCCCUGAGGGUCUCAACCUCGUUGCCGAGCCCCACACCUGGUCCACUGGUCCCCUCCCCCCCCUCGACUCCCCCACAAAUGAUGCCGCCACCACCCCCGUACCGUUCUCCACCGCUUCCAACCAAGGGGGAUCGUCUCUAGGGGGGUUUGACGUGAUGGGGCUGGGCGGGGGAAGGAGAGGGGGGAUAUGGCGGUCAGGGCAGUUGACGGCACAGGAUGUGGAGGGGGGCGCGAGUCUGAUGUCUCAGUGGGGGGAGGCGCGGGUGGGGGACGAGGACUUGGCGGUCUUCUGUGUGGCGGCAAUUCUGAGGGUGAACAGGAAGAGACUGCUUCUAGUGGAAGGAUCAGACGAAGCAAUCAAGAUGUUCAACGAUGUGGAGCUCGUAUUAGAUGUGGUCUCGUGCAUCCACCUCGCCAUCAAGCUCCGCACCAAGUACUUUCGAAAGGCUCCACGCGGCAUUCGAGCGAGAUAG
This is a messenger RNA of Closterium sp. Yama58-4, 885 nucleotides long. The record is from the annotation of a GenBank genome assembly. Lineage: Eukaryota; Viridiplantae; Streptophyta; Zygnematophyceae; Desmidiales; Closteriaceae.